UUACUGGCCAAUCAGAGCCUCUAGGCGGACCUGCCAGUCAGAGGGGAAGGCGGGUUUUUCCGGGUACCUUGGGCCGGCUUCACUUAGUAGCUGAGCAGGCUUGAAUGGUCCCUUAUGCUGUGCUCUCUGUCCUGCCGCUGGAUGCUGGGGAGGGUGCUCAGGCAAACUUGGAAGUUGUGACAUGGCAUGAAAGAAGUCAUACUGGAGAGAAACCCUUCGAAGGUAUUCAAUAUGGUGAAGCCUUUGUUCAUCACAGUAGUCUACAAAUGCGUAAAAUAGUACAUACUGGAGAGAAACGCUACAAAUGCAAUCAAUGUGAUAAAGCCUAUUCACGACACAGCAUUCUACAAAUACAUAAAAGAACACAUAGUGGAGAGAAACCCUAUGAAUGUAAUCAAUGUGAUAAAGCCUAUUCACGACACAGCAUUCUACAAAUACAUAAAAGAACACAUAGUGGAGAGAAACCCUAUGAAUGUAAUCAAUGUGGUAAAGCCUUUGCACGACACAGUCAUCUCAAAAUACAUAUGGUUACACAUACUGGAGAGAAACCUUACAAAUGUGAUCAAUGUGGUAAAGCCUUUGCAUUCCAUAGUACCCUCCAAGUACAUAAAAGAACGCAUACUGGAGAGAAACCGUAUGAAUGUAAUCAGUGUAGUAAAGCCUUUGCACAUCAUUGUCAUCUCCGAGUACAUAAAAGAAUACACACUGGAGAGAAACCUUACAAAUGUGAUCAAUGUGGUAAAGCCUUUGUAGGUCAGAAUGAUCUUAAGAGACAUGAAAGAGUUCAUACUGGAGAGAAACCUUACAAAUGCAAUGAAUGCGGUAAAGCCUUUGUAUGUAAUGCCAGUCUCCGUACACAUAAAACAACACAUACUGGAGUGAAACCUUAUGAAUGUAAGCAGUGUACUAAAUCCUUUGCCUCUCAUGGUCAACUUCAAAAACAUGAAAGAAUUCAUACUGGAGAGAAACCUUACAAAUGUGAUCAGUGUGGUAAAGCCUUUGCCUCUCAUGAUAAACUUCAAAAACAUGAAAGAAUUCAUACUGGCGAGAAACCUUACAAAUGUAAGCAAUGUACUAAAUCCUUUGCCUCUCAUGAUAAACUUCAAAAACAUGAAAGAAUUCAUACUGGAGAGAAACCUUAUGAAUGUAAACAAUGUACUAAAUCCUUUGCCUCUCAUAAUAAACUUCAAAAACAUGAAAGAAUUCAUACUGGAGAGAAACCUUACAAGUGUGAUCAAUGUAGUAAAGCCUUUGUAUAUGAAAAUUAUUUACAAGUUCAUAAAAAAACACAUACUGGAGAGAAACAUUACAAAUGUAAUGAAUGUGGUAAAGCUUUUGCACGACACAGUCAUCUCAAAGUGCAUAAAAUAACACAUACUGGAGAGAAACCUUACAAAUGUAAUCAAUGUGGUAAAGCCCUUGCAUAUCAUAGUACACUCCAAGUACAUCAAAGAACACAUACUGGAGAGAAACCCUAUGAAUGUGAGCAAUGUGGCAAAGCCUUUGCAAAUCAAAGUUAUUUCCAAGUACAUAAAAGAAUACAUACUGGAGAGAAACCCUACAAAUGUGAUCAAUGUGGUAAAGCCUUUGUAGGUUCAAGUGAUCUUAGAAAACAUGAAAGAGUUCAUACUGGGAGAGAAACCUUACAAAUGUGAUCAAUGUGGUAAAGCCUUUUUAUACCAUUGUCAUCCUCGAAUGCAUAAAAGAACGCAUACUAAAGAGUAACCCUAUGAAUAUAACCAAUGUGGUAAAGCCUUUACAGUGAUCUUGAAAGGUGUGGUGGACUAAAUAUACUUGGCCCAUGACAAGUGGCAGUAGUAGGGAGUGUGGCCUUUCUGGCAUAGAUGUGGUGUUUGAGAAAGUCUGUCACUAUAUGCUUGGACCUUGAGAUCCACACAGGGCAGAAGAGUCUUCUGGCUUCUGAUCAAGAUGUAGAACUCUUGUCUCCUCCAGCACCAUGUCUGCUUGGACACUGCCAUUCUUUUCGCCUUGAUGAUAAUAGACUGAACCUCUGAAUCUGCACCCAAUUAAAUGUUCUUUAUAAGAGUUGCCUUGGUCAUGCUAUCUUUUCACAGCAAUAAAACCCAAAUUAAGACAGACAGCAUAAAAGAUAACACACUGGGGCUGGUGAGAUGACUCAGCAGGUAAGAGCACUGACUGUUUUACAGAAGGUUCUGAGUUCAAAUCCCAGCAACCACAUGGUGGCUUACAACCACCCGUAAUGAGAUCUGACACCCUCUUCUGGUGUGUCUGAAGAUACCUAUGGUAUGUACUUAUGAAUAAUAAUAAAUAAAUCUUAAAAACAAAAAAAAAAAUGAUACCGCACUGGAGAGAAACUGACAAGUAGAUAGUUCUCUGCAUGUUUGAUAAGUAACAUGUUUUAAAUAGUCUCUUUUUCCUUCUCCUCUUCUAUUUAUCCUCAUCUAUAGUCUACAUCUCCUUUUCCUUUGCAUUUUUCCCCCAUGAGGACAGUGAUGUAUUAAGAUAGAAUCUCACAUAUAGUCCUGAGUAGUCUUGAAUUAAAAAUCCUCCUACCUCCACCUCUUGAAGGCUCAGAUUAAACUUGUAUAUGUCAUGCUUAGGUUUUUCAAACAGAAAUCCAUGGAUGUGGAACCCUGAGCUAGAAAAUAACUGUCUAAUCUUGGGGAAUUGCCAAGGUGAUGACAAUGUUGAGGAGUAGACCUAGAGAGUACAGCCAUGCCCUCACUUCUGUUAGCUCCUGGAAGUCCACUACUAUAGGGACAAGGAGUAAGCCUAGGCAUUAGUUACAAAGCAGCCUGUUUCACUUGAGACAAUUAAGAGGCACCAGAAUGACCAAGAGGGACUAGAGCUUAAAGCACAAUAAAGGCCUUCUCAAGCCAGACAAGGACUCCAGGAGAUGCUCUAACAGAUUCAAUGAUCGUUUGCCAGCGAGGACCAACUGCAUUGUAUUAGGAGGUGUAAGAGAGGGUUCCAAGAUGCUUCCUACUAGCUUCACAUAGUGUUUAUUUUAUUUAAACACUAGUGUUUAUUUAAACCCAGACACUCAUUUAAUAGAAUACACUUACCUUUAACAUUCAUGUGACGUACUUUCUGGGCCAUCAUCCAUGUCCAAAGAGCAUCAGAACAUGGUAUCUGCUGUUGAUACCUUGAAGCAAUUCCAGAAAGAUCACUGUAUGUGACUAUUUUGAAAUGUUUAAUUCCAAGCUUCGUCACAAUUUGGAAGGUUCAUAGGAAGAACACAUAAUGACCAGAGUGCCUUUAGCUAUGUUAGUGAUGGGCAGGGAAAGAAAAGUCUUGUGGGUUUUCAUUAAAGGUUUCCCUCCUGUGUUUACAUCAUGCAAAGCAUGAACCAUGAUUGGUCUCUGAGGUCUUGCACUGUUUCUCCUUGGUAAUGUUGCCUGGUGAGCAGGUAAUGAAUUCUGGUCUUCAAUGCACAUGCAGAGAUCAAGAUUUCCUAAUUAUUCAAUGUGUUUUCUUAGAGUCAACAUUGUAUUGAAUAUGUAAAACAUCUAAACUGAUAUCUAGUGUAAGGAGGUUGAAUCUGGGUUCUGUCUGUGCUGUUACGUUCUACAUGCAGUGAGUGUAGUUUAACUCCACUACAUUGUUGUGGCUGCUCACUAUCACUUAUUGACCAUCUAACUCCAAGGAAGCACAUUAUACAUUGAAACUACUUUUUCAUUAUGUUAUUUCAUGAAAUGUGCACUAGCAAACAUUAAAUUAAAAAGUGUUAUUUCUCUGGA
Messenger RNA from Mus musculus (house mouse), 3722 nucleotides. RefSeq names its product predicted gene, 57735. Bases 105 to 1655 code for a protein of 516 amino acids. The record is from RefSeq and is a predicted model, not a curated record. NCBI's taxonomy places the organism in Eukaryota, Metazoa, Chordata, Mammalia, Rodentia, Muridae. The transcript is spliced from 2 exons.